CAGAAGAGUUUUUUCCUUCUUUUUUUGAACGGUUCGAGGGAGAAGCUUAUGAUAAGCAAUGGUUGGAAGAGGGAAGGCAGCAUCAUCAAUUGCGAGCACAUUUACAUAUUUGUUGCGGAUAUGGAGAGAAUGGGAUGUGAGGGGGAUGGUUCUCCUAAGCUUGCUCUUGCAAAUAGCCCUCUAUGUCUUCGGCAAACACAGAAAGUACAAUGUUAGACUUACAAGAAGAAUGAUUCUCUGGUUUGCCUACAUAAGUGCGGACUGGCUCGCCAUUGCUGCUCUUGCUAAGCUUUCUAGUGCUCAUGCAUUGUCUCCCACAAAAAAUGUUCUAAGAGCACUAUGGGCUCCCAUACUGAUACUGCACCUCGGUGGCUCGGAUACCAUCACUGCUUACACCCUGCAAGAUACCCAGCUCUGGACCAGACACAUCCUCACCUUAGUGGUACAAUCCAUCUUUGCCAUUUAUGUCAUUUAUUUGUCAUGGACCUAUCUUAGGCUUUCCAUUUUGACCAUUCCUCUCAUAUUAGCUGGAAUAAUUAAAUAUGUGGAGAGGAUUUUGUGUCUUGAGUUGACGAACUCAAAGAAAACAAAAUCGGUCAUCGCCAAUUCUUAUCAUAAACGUGGGUUUGAGAGAGUACGAUUCGUUGAAAACCUUCUAAAGGAAUGUCCAGAAUCCAAAAUCGUGUUACUAGGCUAUUUAUUGUUUUCAGUUAUGAGACCAGAUGCAAAUGAUUAUCUGAGCGGUAAUUUGUAUCUUCAAUCCUAUGUAAAAAGGAUAAAAACUUAUUUGAGGCCAACUGAAUUCAACCAUGAGAGUCUAAUGCUGGCAGAUUUGCUUCAAACAGCAGAGCUAAGGGAAACUCCAUUCGACAUAGCUGCUGCAGAAAUGGGGUUCAUAUUCGACACUGUGUACUCAAAAACUUCUUUGAUUUAUACCAAUAAAGGAUGUAUCUUGCGUCUCAUCAGCUUCACUUGCUCCUUUUCAGUUUUACUGUUCUUUCUUAUCAGCAUCAUGAACGAGCCGAAUUUCCAUUUCUCAAGUGUUGAUAUUCACAUAACAAUCACCUUGUUGGUUGGAGUUGUGGUGUUGGAAUUUUUUGCAGUGUGCUCAAUGUUUUCUUCUCAUUGGACAAUUCCUUUGAUGCUAUUUCAUGAAAGUCGUUGGGUCCGCUAUAUCCUCUGGUACAUCUUCAAAUACUUUCCUCGCUCGUUAUUUCCAAGAAGAUAUAGGAAGUCAGGUAGGAUGGGGCAAUUUAAUUUGUUAGAGUAUUACUGGAAUUCCAGUAAUUCCAAGGUUUAUGGCUUUCUAGAAACGUGUUUUAGCAACCGUAUUCUUGAAUAUUUGCACAAGUACAACUAUACUAAGUUUGUGGAGGUUCCAAGGUGUUUAAAGCUAACAGCAGAUUACCGAGUUCAUUUAAAUUCCUUUUUUAAGGAUGAUUUAUCCUUUGAACCAACAAGGGGGGAAAAGAUGCUUGAUAAAAUCAAGGAAAAGGCAACAUUUGGUGCUCGACAAUAUACUAACCUGAAAGAGAGCAUUGAAUUGGACUUUGAUACUAGCAUUAUAGUCUGGCACCUAGCCACGAGUAUUUGUUACCAUCAAGAUGUCCAGCAUCCAUACCGAAAUAUCUUGAUUGAAGACAGAAAAAGCAGCAAAUAUUUAUCAGAUUAUAUGAUGUAUCUGCUGGCCUUGCAACCUAAUAUGCUAUUGCCUGAGAACUGUCGGAGUUUUUGGUUGGAUGCUUGCAACAUGCUUAAAGAUCUUUUCUCCGAAGAAGCGGAUAUGGAUCAUGCUUUAAAAUUAUUGCUAAACCAGAAUGCGCCCUAUGCAUGGUACAAUAUCAGCACUAAGAUGGCCGAAAAAAGGAAAAAGAAAUUGUACAGUACCAUGGAAGACCCUUUGAGUGACUUGCUGCGGUAUGCUCUAAAGCUAGUGACCGUCCUCAACUCAAGACAAAUAUGUGAUAGAUGGAAGAUGAUAAAGGAAAUGUGGAUGGAGAUGCUUCUCUAUGCCGCGCAUUCGUGCCAGCAAGCAAACCACAUUAAGCAGCUGGCACAAUCCGACCAUGAAUUCCUUACCCUGAUCUGGAUCAUGGGAGGAUCCUAUUUUUUAGAAACCUUGAUCAGUUUGAAUAUGAUUCUUCCUAAAUGAAAUAGGGAUAUAUUUCCUUUAUAAUGGGCACUUGGCUCGGGCUUUGUCUCGGUCCUUGUUGACAAAUGAUUUUUUUGUUUUUAUUUUCUGAAUUUGAUUCUGAAUUUCGAGGUUGAAAUGUCAAGUCGUAUGUCUGCAGACAGUGCAACAGACAACAUAAAAUGGUGUCUUUUGGAGACAACCAUAGGAGAUAUUUGUUUAGCAUCUAUAAAUAAGACUUCUUCCA
This is a messenger RNA of Rubroshorea leprosula, 2378 nucleotides long. Lineage: Eukaryota; Viridiplantae; Streptophyta; Magnoliopsida; Malvales; Dipterocarpaceae. The record is from the annotation of a GenBank genome assembly.